Molecule: messenger RNA, 1577 nt
Organism: Planococcus citri (citrus mealybug)
Lineage: Eukaryota; Metazoa; Arthropoda; Insecta; Hemiptera; Pseudococcidae
Product: leucine-rich repeat-containing protein 28-like
Exons: 5
Coding region: 411-1553 (380 amino acids)
Biological process (GO): signal transduction
Molecular function (GO): protein binding
Source: RefSeq, a predicted model, not a curated record
UCAUAAACUGUAUUAAAAACAUAUGCACGGUAUACCUACCUAUCUGUACGUGUGUAAUAUGAAAAACGAACACUCGAAAUUGAAAGCUGAAGCUUUAAGUCUGUUCUGCGCAGAAACGUAUACCAACGCUCAUUGAUUUUUUUCAAACGAGGUUAAAAUUUCUGCAACUGAAAACAUAACGUGUUGAAGUCCUGAACAGUGAUGUUCAAGUGUCAUCGUAACCGUAGUUACAUUGUUGAACUUUCGUUUUCAAAUUUGAAAAUCUGGUUUCUUUGUUUUAGUAUAUCGAACGAUGUCUGAAACGUGAAAAGGCUCGCGAUAUUCGGUCUCAAAUAAAAUAUCUUACUGUAACCUACCUACUCGAUAUAAAUAUGAUGAAUUUUCAAAUUUAAUUUAAAAAUUACGCGAAAAUGGAUGAUCACAUAGUUAAAGAAAUUCAAAAAUCGUUUAUUCUUCAUUGGAAUUACAGAAAUUUGACGAAUUUCCCCGAAGAACUCAGAUACCAUGGUAAUCACGUAGAAGAUCUUUACUUGAAAGGAAACUUCAUCGCUCAAGUGCCGACAUGGAUCGUCGAAAUGAAGAACUUGGUCGAAUUACAUUUAUCUGGAAACAAUUUGAAUAAAUUACCCGAAGAAAUAUCGUCUUUAAAAUCAUUACAAUUAAUCGACGUUAAUCAAAACAGAAUUAAACAGUUACCGAAAUCGUUUACCGAUUUGAAACACUUGAAUCAUUUCUUCGCCGAUGAUAACCAGCUGAGUUACCUUCCGUGUGAUAUUGGACGAUUGAAGUCGUUGGCCAUUUUAUCAGUUGCCAAGAAUAAUCUCAGACAGAUACCGGAUACGAUUUCGGAAUGUGUUAGUUUACAAGAAUUAAAUUUAGAUCACAACGAAUUGAUUUGCUUGCCUAAGUCUAUCAUCUAUUUACCCAACUUGUGCUACAUUUCUUUACAAAACAACAACUUGCAGUAUUUGCCAAACAUUCCUUUCUACGCUGAACCAACAAUUCUCAUCCGUAACAACGACCUGACCUAUUUAUCAUACUCAUUCGCCAGAUACCUGAAACGUAAGCACGUUCCACCCAUCGAACAAGUCAGCGAUUGGAAUUUCCACUGCGCCAGAUUCAACUCAAGACACGAGCUCUUCAACCACACAAUAAUCCACAGCGCUUCUGAUAACACUCACGUCAUCCCUUUGCAACAAAUCUACUCUCCGGUUUCAAUAAACGUCCCAUCUUUAUACGAGAUCUCAUUACGAGUAGCCUAUCGUUUGAGUUACCACAUCAGAGAUUCUCAGCGAAUCUGUCGCGAUCGUUCAGAGAUGUUACCUAAGGUAAUCAAGAAAGAUUUCGUAUCCGGUCCGACGGCCUUAUGUGAUAGCUGUAACACAUUGUUGUAUAAUUACGCCAUAAUCAAACUCUACAGCAUUGUUCACUCUUCGACUAACAUCGAACUUGUAAAUUUCUUCUGUAAAUUAUCCUGCGCGCAGAAAUUUUCCCCCAAUUUUCGAGAGUUACCAAAUCUAUUACCUAUUGAUUGGAUUCUAUGUGAGAAAUAAAUGUUUUCUUGAUGUUUCGUUCAA